Molecule: messenger RNA, 846 nt
Organism: Macrosteles quadrilineatus (aster leafhopper)
Lineage: Eukaryota; Metazoa; Arthropoda; Insecta; Hemiptera; Cicadellidae
Product: adipokinetic hormone/corazonin-related peptide receptor variant I-like
Exons: 6
Coding region: 1-831 (276 amino acids)
Biological process (GO): G protein-coupled receptor signaling pathway
Cellular component (GO): membrane
Molecular function (GO): G protein-coupled receptor activity
Source: RefSeq, a predicted model, not a curated record
AUGGAUCUUGAUCUGUUGCGGCGUGCACUCUGGACGUACCGUAACGGAGACGAGGGAAACAAUACGCCAGCGCCAGCACUAACGAAAAGGCCAGCAUUAGAACGAGCGUGGUAUUUGCGCGUGCGAGACGUUAGAGGAGGUAAAGACGAAGAGAACGACACCAUCACGGCGUUUGUGUUUCACGUGGAGAACCACCCGAAUGUCACAUGGUAUCACCAAUGUGUUCAUUUUGGCGCCUUCUCCUCUCCGACCCACGAGCUGGCUUACUUCUUCUUCGGCAUGAUCAUGAUGUACGGCCUGCCGCUACUGGUUAUCAUAUUCUCCUACGCAUCAAUCCUAGGAGAGAUCUACCGUCGCUCUAGGGAACCUGGAGAGGGCUUCAGGAGGUCCAGCCUUGGGUUCCUGGGCCGUGCUAAGAGCCGGACACUGAAGAUGACCAUCACCAUUGUGUUCGUAUUCUUCGUCUGCUGGACUCCGUACUACGUCAUGUGUGUGUGGCACUGGUUGUUCCCUGCCUCCGCCAAGGACGUGGACCAGCGCGUACAACGAGGAUUGUUCCUCUUCGCCUGCACCAACUCCUGCAUGAACCCCAUCGUCUACGGCGCCUUCAACAUCAGGACGCGGCGGAGGACCCCCGGCCAGCGUAACCAGACAAUGGACUCCAGGCACGACGCUGUUGAUGUGGUCCGAUUGGUCAGUUGGAGGAGGACAGCCUCCACGCCAGCAGCGCUCAGCGGCGGCAAGAGGAACUACUGUCACACCUGCUGCAACAGGCGGCAGUCUAACUGUGUGCUCAGGCUGGACGGGGUCAAAGUGAUGACUCCUCAGUAGAUUGUGUUAGGUGCU